AUGGAUGUGUGCCAAAUCCUACUUGGCAAGCCUUGGCAGUAUGAUAGGCAAGUCCAACAUGAUGGACAAAACAAUGUUUAUGUCAUCGAGAAAGGGGGAGUAUCUUAUACCCUUAACCCAUUGAAGCAAUAUGUGAGUGCAUCUCAUGAAGGACCUAGUGUAGUGGUGGUGAAGGAGAAGGAGUUUAUAAAGAAAUUGGAAGAAGGGGAGUUUGGAUACACCAUUGUGGGGAAACCAAUCUCAGAAGCAAUAGAUAAUGACAACAAGGAAGUCCCUAAAGAGGUGCAGACCCUACUUGAUAAGUAUGAAGGUAUAGUAGUGAAGGAGUUGCCUGAUUCCUUGCCUCCCAUCUGUGAUGUGAGUCAUCAUAUUGACCUAAUCCUUGGUGCAAGUCUUCCCAAUAAGGCAACAUACAAAAUGACACCUCAACAAAAUGAGGAGAUCAAGAAGCGGGUCCAAGAAUUUCUUGAUAAGGGCUUGGUAGAUGAACUCUCUGAGAAAUCUGAUGGAACCAAUAGAUCUGAACUUGAGAAUGAUGAAGAAAAACUUGUGUUCAUUGAACCAGAGGCACAAAAGAAUGAUAAAAAGAAUGAACCAGAAAGAGGUGCUCAAUCGGUAAAUGAAGAAAGCGAUGAAGAACAACAACAAGAAGGCACAACACUGGAACCAUUGGAAUACCUCGAUCUCAGUGAAAACCUAUUCAAUGGUAAUUUCACUCUACCCUAUUAUGGAAAGUUGAAGAGUCUCACUUUUCUUGACUUGUCAUUUGCUGGUUAUGUAAAUGAUUUUUUUGUGAAUUUGGAAAGCUUAUCAAAUCUGGUGAGCUUGGAAUUCCUCUCUCUUGAUGGAGUGAACAUCUCUGUGAAUAAAAGGUGGGGUGAAGCUGUUGGCAGUCUAUCUAACCUUCAACAACUCCACAUGUUUUCCUGUGGGCUUCGAGGAACAAUUCCCAAUUCCCUUCUCAAUCUUACCACUCUCCUCCAUCUCAACCUUUCUUCCAACUAUUUGUCAGGGCAAAUACCAGCUUGGUUUGUAAAUGUGACAGUCCACCUGAUCUCACUUGAUCUCUCUAAGAAUGAGAAUCUAGGAGGAGACAUUUCUUUCAUUGGACAAAAAGGGUCUUAUCCGUCAUUAACCACCAUUGAUCUUUCACAUACAGCUGUGAAGGGCCACAUUCCAUCUGCUAUAGGGAAUAUCUCAUCCUUGGAGAGUCUUGCUCUAAAAUAUACGAACAUUGAAGGUGAGAUUCCUCUCUCCAUAGUCAAUCUCUCCAACCUUGUUCACUUGGAUCUGUUCCAUAACAAGUUAACAGGGAUAAUCCCACCUUCGUUGGGAUCACUUUCUUCCCUUUCUUACCUUGAUCUUGGUUACAACCUACUGAAUGGUGCAUUUCCGUCCACAGUUUCAGAUCUUGUUAACCUGAGAAUCCUUUAUCUAGACUCCAUCAAUUUAACAGGCUCCAUUUCCUUUUCUCUAUUCGAUAAUCUCACUAGACUUGAAUUCCUGGUUCUUUCUUUCAAUCACUUAAGUGUGAGCAUUGAUUCAACAUGGAUUGCACCGUUCGAGAAGCUCAGCUUUUUAGGACUAGGUUCCUGCAGAUUAGAUAGAGUUCCACCCUUUCUUGCGAAGCAAUAUGACUUGGAACAGCUGGACCUAUCCCUUAACAGUGUGAAAAAUAUUCCAUCCUGGAUAUGGAAAUUACCCAAUCUUGAUAAAUUGAACCUUAGUUGUAAUCAAUUAACAGGGUCACUACCAUCUAGCUUAACAUCCACUGCUUUUUUGUAUCUAGAUUUGCACAAUAACAGCUUACAAGGUGCUCUUCCUGUUCCUCCUGCUGGUGUUAAAGUGCUGGACCUGUCGAUGAAUCAGUUCAAUGGUUCUAUUCCUACUGAUAUUGGUGAACAUCUUCAACAUGCUUUGUUCUUUUCUUUGUCGAGAAACAAUCUCAGCGCAGCCAUUCCAGAUUCCGUCUGCACUUCAUCUUUGCAGGUUCUUGGGCUUUCAAAUAAUAUGCUAAGCGGUAUGAUUCCUCCUCAUUUAACCAGGAAUUGCUCUUUUCUCAGAGUUUUAGAUCUGGCGGAAAAUCAUCUCGAAGGUAAAAUUCCAGCAGAAUGGGGAAAUCUUAAAGAGAUUAAUACAUUGAAGCUUGCAGGUAAUCAGUUGAGAGGAGUUAUUCCCUCAUCCAUGCUAAAAUGUCAAUCUCUGCAAGUAUUGGAUUUGGGAAAUAAUAAUUUGGAAGGUACAAUCCCCCACUGGAUUGGAAACCUAUCACAACUGCAUGUCUUGAUAUUGAGAUCCAAUAAAUUUCAAGGUAGUAUUCCACCCCAGGUCAUUGACCUUCCGAAUCUACAAAUUCUGGACCUUUCUAGCAACCAUCUUUCAGGACCCAUUCCAAACAACCUCACAAACUUGCUUGCAAUAGUCAAUGCAUCACAGAGUAAUCCAAAUCAUAUGGAACAACACACUUCAGAGAAAACUGUAUUUACAAUAAAUACGGUAUAUACAAAUAACAUUGCAAUUUCAUGGAAAGGUGGGCAUGCUGAGUUUCUGAAAGUUCUUUUCAUUCUUAAAUGUAUUGAUCUUUCAAACAACAAUUUAUCGGGGAGCAUUCCUCUCAAAAUGGGAUCCCUUCAAGGCUUGAUAACCCUUAAUCUUUCUAAGAAUCAUCUCAGUGGUCGAAUUCCAAAAACAUUAGGGGGCAUGGAUCAGCUAGAGUCUCUGGACCUCUCGCUAAACAGGUUGCAUGGUGAAAUUCCGUUAGAACUUCAGCUGCUGAGUUAUUUACAGUUCUUGAAUCUGUCUUACAAUAUGCUAGAUGGAAAAGUACCCCGUGGAGGGCAGUUUCUAACUUUUGGGGAGUCAUCCUACAUAGGCAAUCCUAAGCUAAGUGGAAUUCCUUUUAGCAACACAACAGUCUGCAACAACUCUUCUGGCUAUGACAACUGCACAAGCAUUGAUACAGGUGGUGAAGCAGAUAAUUCAGAUGCCGAUAUGAUAGGAUGGGCAGUCGGACUUGGAUUGGGUUCUAGUUUGGGAUUUUCUAUUGUGAUUGGAAUAUUAACUUUCAAAAAGAGGAUGAGAAAGAGAGCCUUCAAUUUGUAUGAUUCUAUAAUUUUAGCUGUUGAUCGAUGUAUGAGAGGGAAUAGAUGA
Molecule: messenger RNA, 3150 nt
Organism: Cryptomeria japonica (Japanese cedar)
Lineage: Eukaryota; Viridiplantae; Streptophyta; Pinopsida; Cupressales; Cupressaceae
Product: receptor like protein 22
Exons: 3
Coding region: 1-3150 (1049 amino acids)
Molecular function (GO): protein binding
Source: RefSeq, a predicted model, not a curated record